GCUUUAUGUACAGCGCAAGCUUCUACAGGCGUACUCGGAAGUCCGCUACAUUUACUGUGGCUUACUCUGAAAAAAAGGGGUUGUACAUCACAUUGCAACGUGGAAAAGUCGAAAAUACAGGUACAUUCCUGCCUGUGAUCUUUGCUCCUCCAGCUUCACUUUAAAAGUUCCCCUGAUCCUUCAAAGAAAAUUUAUCCUCUAUACUUGGAGUUGGAGGCCAAAAUGCCUGUGUGAUACCACUUCCUUCAAAUCUCUCCUCAGAAUCCAUUCCAGUAAAUAUUCUGGCAUAAAGGAGAGACUCUUGCAGUUGAAGUGCUGGUAAGCACAUGUCCAUGAUGGCACCCAAGCAGAUUGGAAAAUGGGCGAAGUAUGGCAUUUAACUUCCUGGGAAAUUUUGUUCAGCAAAGCCCCUCUGCUCCAAGUACCAGGAAGACAUUGUGUCUUUUCAAAAAGAACUCUCUUCAAUAUUACCGCACCCUUUGGAAACAAAAGGAAAGAAUAUUCAGAAAGGAGGAUUAUAGGAUAUUCUAUGCAAGAAAUGUAUGAUGUGGUAGCUGUUGUAAGUGAAUACAAGGACUUUGUUCCAUGGUGCAAAAAGUCAGAUGUGUUAUCCAAACGUUCGGGAUACUGCAAAGCACGCUUAGAAGUAGGAUUUCCUCCUGUGUUGGAGAGAUACACUUCAGUUGUUACACUAGUAAGACCUCAUUUGGUAAAGGCAUCAUGUACAGAUGGGAAACUGUUUAAUCAUCUGGAAACAAUAUGGCGUUUCAGUCCAGGAAUCCCUGGCUAUCCAAGAACAUGCACCUUGGAUUUUUCAAUUUCUUUUGAGUUUCGUUCCCUUCUACAUUCUCAGCUUGCAACACUGUUCUUUGAUGAAGUUGUUAAGCAAAUGGUAGCUGCGUUUGAAAGAAGAGCAUGCAAGUUGUAUGGUCCAAAAACCAGCAUACCUCAAGAAUUAAUGUUUCAUGAAGUACAUCACACAUAAGAGGGGAAAACUAUGAAAUUACUUGGACACCCAUGUUCACAUGAAAUGCUUCUCAUGUGAGCUUCCCAUUACUUGGAGGGAUUUUUUUGCCAAUUAUGUAUACUACUGUACAAAUAUGCAUGUAAGAUACAGAUGUACAUAACAGACACUUCAAUCAAGUGCAAUUGUAAGGUGCUGAAUAUCUGAGUGGCAGCUAUAACCAACAUCAGACUUGCCUUCUGCAUCUUGUCAUCUUGUAAGACAGCACUGUAUCAGUCCUACUGCCUUGUUUUUGCAGUGUUUAAUAUUUACUAUUUGAAUCAAGUUUAAGUUAUUCUUUUAAUGCAUAUUUAAGUUAUUUUUUGCUAUUCAGGACAAGCUUUAAACUAGCAAUAGUAUUUUGAGUUUUUCUUCAUUGUAUAAAAUAUGGUGGCAGAUAGUUAUAUGCAGCUUUUUAGCAGGUAAUCAAUAAAUCCUAGAUCAAGGGCUAGGUUUAACCAGUAUGUAAUUAUGUUGCUGCACUAUGCUGUUCCAAGAUCCCUAGAGAUGGCUAAAUCCACAGAACUCAAGCUAUAAAAAAGGGAAGAUAAUCCAAUUAGUGACAAGAUUUAGUGCUAGCUCAGUGUGUUUAGCAACAUUAUAGCAGAAUGCUUGAAUUGAUCAGCUUUGUAAGAAAUUGCUUUAUCUGUAAUCACCGAUGUGUCUGUAACAACUUUUUAUAAUCUUGUCACAAGAAUAGAUGUCAUUUCUAUAGCAGAAUUUCUUCCCAUGUCAGCACCUUGGGCAGAUCUUGAGUGUAAGAGAAAUUGCUCCCCUAUCUACUGCUGGGAAAGUUUAGUCACUGGAAAAAUUUAAUUGGAUUCCACUCAUCUUGUGGGUUCUGCCUUUAAGAAGGUAAAAUCUUGUAUAAUCCAAACAUGAAGAAGGCAGGGCAGUCUUUGAAGUGUUCUGUCAUGUUCUCCAGAAUUCUUUGGGAUCUGCUCCUUUUUAGUCACAGGGAAAGUUCAUAUAUAGAAUGGAUUAUUACCAAAAGUCAACUAGUCCCCCAUUCUACGAAAAGCAGAAAUUCGUACAUCUCUCUAUAAACCAGAACAUAUUUGGGGCCAAAACUGUCCCAACAUUUGUAUGAAAGUUUUGGGGGUGCUUUUAUACCCCACACUAAAAGCUAACUACAGCUCAUUUUAAUUCUUUUGAAAGUCAGGAUUCUGAGCUAAAAACUCUGGCAAACAGAAUUAAAACCCACUAAGGGUUUUCUAUAAUGGCUUGAGUUUGUAGGUUAAACUAGCAUUAACCAGCACAAAUCUCAAUAGGGCAAGCAGUGCUAUGCAGGUUUUAUUAUUGUGCAUAGCUUGAGGAACGCUUGCCUUUCAUAUGCAUUAUCAGCCUUGUACGAGGCACUUGUGCAUGAUCAAAAAUGAUCCCUUUUACAACUAGUGCUAGGUUUCAUAUACACAGGGUGAAGGUUACGGGAGCUGCUUAGCUUGAACAUGCAAUGUUUCCUAGGAAACCAACAUAUACCUCUUACAAAGCAGGGCUAUGUAUUGUGAACACAUCAAUAUAUUUCAUACCUUUCAGCAAUCUUUUAUUACAUAAAGUUGUCACAUAAUUGUAUAUUUGUCUACUUUGUACACAAUUUUUAUUUAGUCUUGCGCACAAUGGCUUCAGCGUUUCCUAGAGAUAGCACGCACCAAUAAAAAUUUGAUUCAACAGAA
Molecule: messenger RNA, 2676 nt
Organism: Varanus komodoensis (Komodo dragon)
Lineage: Eukaryota; Metazoa; Chordata; Lepidosauria; Squamata; Varanidae
Gene: COQ10B
Product: coenzyme Q10B
Exons: 7
Coding region: 359-985 (208 amino acids)
Biological process (GO): cellular respiration; ubiquinone biosynthetic process
Cellular component (GO): mitochondrion
Molecular function (GO): ubiquinone binding
Source: RefSeq, a predicted model, not a curated record